AUGAAGUUCACUGCAAUCACUGUAGUGGCCGCUCUUCUGCUCUGCUUUCAAGCGGUCCAGUGCAAAGUGUCAUCGCCGCCACAAUCAUCAUUUUCUUCAUCACCAUCGUCAUCUUCAACCAAGAAUGCCACCACUGUCUCUUACCCGGGAAUCGGCACCUUCAACGCCACCGACUACCUCGACCAGUCGAGCACCAAGAAGAGCACCCUCUACCUGCCCUUCAGCCCCUCCACAAUAAACCUCAUCUUCCAGCUGUACACUCGCAGCAACCGCCAACAGCCGCAGAACAUCACCUGGAACUCCACCGAGUCACUGCAGCGGGCCGCCAACUUUGACGGCAGCAAGCCCACUAAAAUAAUCGUCCACGGGUACAGUGAAAAUCCGAGCAAUCGCGAGUGGAUGCACGACAUGAAGAACGCCUUUCUCGAGCGGAUGGACGUCAAUGUGAUCAUCGCCGACUGGUCGGGCGGCAACAAGGAGCCCUAUGGACAGGCGGUGGCGAACGCUCCCCUCGUCGGACCGAUGAUUGCAAUUCAGAUGUCGCUGAUGAUCACUGGGCUAGACCCAGCUGGACCCUCGUUCAAAGACCGUCAGCCUAAGGGUCGCCUCUGGUACAGUGACGCCAAGUUUGUCGAUGUGAUACACACUGAUGCAAAGCCCCUGGUAGGAAUGGGAUAUGAAGAACCCUCAGGAACAGUGGAUCUGUAUCCGAAUGGUGCUAAAAGCCAGCCAGGCUGUGCUAAAGAUCGUAUCGGGGCGUGUACUACAUCGAGGCUAUACGUAAUGGAAACAAUCCAAAAACAAUUGCCUAUCGAUGUGCCGAUUAUGCGACUUUCAAUGCAGACAACAGUACUUGUCGUAGUUGUGGAGCCAAUC
Messenger RNA from Rhagoletis zephyria (snowberry fruit fly), 876 nucleotides. Lineage: Eukaryota; Metazoa; Arthropoda; Insecta; Diptera; Tephritidae. The record is from RefSeq and is a predicted model, not a curated record.